CUUCACUUAGCAGCCGCAGCUGGCCAUGAAGCUACGGUAGAAAUGCUGCUUGACAAAGGUGCUAGUAUAGAGGCCAAAGAUGACUAUAAGUAUGAACAUAAAUAUGGAGGGCCACCGCUGCUUGUAGCGGCUGAAUGGGGUCAAAAUGCUAUAGUUAGGCUACUGCUCGAGAAGGGUGCAAAUAUCGAGGCCGAAGAUGACAAUGGAUUGAGGGCGCUGCACUGGGCAGUAAGAGGGAAAAAGUUGGAUUGGAACCCUACGGCGGGGGUGCAUGCAGAUAUGGUUAGGCUGCUGCUUGAAAUGGGUGCUGACUUCGAGGCCAAGGAUAAAAGGGGACGAAGGCCGCUAUGGUAUGCCGUUGAUGCCGGCGAUGAAGAGGUGAUGAAGCUGCUACUCGAGAAGGGCGCUACCCCGCUAUCU
Messenger RNA from Canariomyces notabilis, 420 nucleotides. RefSeq names its product ankyrin. The record is from RefSeq and is a predicted model, not a curated record. The transcript has 2 exons. NCBI's taxonomy places the organism in Eukaryota, Fungi, Ascomycota, Sordariomycetes, Sordariales, Chaetomiaceae. Gene Ontology annotation, molecular function: protein binding. The annotation marks the transcript as partial.